AUGCCCAACCCCGAACAGCAGCCUCUGCUGGGCACCUCUCGCGAUGCCGACGCCCCUGCCUCGACCACGCCCUCGCGCCUCAAGACCCAUCUGACCACCUCCGUCAGCCGCAAGCACACCGACCUCGUCCUCCUCGCCUGCUAUAUCAUCACGGGCCUCCUCGACAGCGCGUCGAACCAGAUCUGGGGCUCCUUCGUGUCGAUGCAGACGGGCAACACCAUCUACAUCGGCCUCGGCCUCGCGGCGCCGCGCGAGUCGACGCGCUGGAUCAAGUCGUCCGUCUCCCUCGCCGCCUUCUGCCUCGGCUCCCUCGUCUUCUCGCGCUUCCACCGCGCCUUCCCGGCCCGCCGCCGCUGGGUCCUCGCCGCCUCCUUCACCGCCCAGCUGGCCCUGCUGCUGGCGGCCGGCCUCCUCAUCGCCCUCGGCCCGCGGCGCCGGCCGGCCGACGACCUGUCGUGGGACGUGCUGGCGCCCAUUGCGCUCGUCGCCUUCCAGAGCUGCGGCCAGGCCGUCACGAGCCGCGCCCUCGAGCGCAACGCCCUGACGAGCGUCGUCCUGACGAGCAUCUACACUGAUCUCUUCGGCGACGCUCGCCUGUUCUGCGUCGACAACAGCGAGAGGAACAGGCGCGUCGCGGCGCCGCUGCUGCUGCUUGGGGGGGCCGUCGCUGGCGGGCUGUUUGCGGGGAGCGAGAUUGGCAUUGCCGGGGCGCUGUGGGCGGCGGCGGUGCUCAAGCUCGUGCUCGUGGGUGCGUGGCUCGUCUGGCCGGCGGAGUAG
Verticillium alfalfae VaMs.102 is the source of this 777-nucleotide messenger RNA. RefSeq lists its product as hypothetical. Lineage: Eukaryota; Fungi; Ascomycota; Sordariomycetes; Glomerellales; Plectosphaerellaceae. The record is from RefSeq and is a predicted model, not a curated record. The coding region runs from base 1 to 777 and encodes 258 amino acids. The transcript has a single exon.